AUGCCCGGCCCAGAGGGUUUGAUGGUGGGCUCCUUUCCUCGCGCAGGAACGCGGGUGUACAGCCCCCCGGAGUGGAUCCGCUUCCACCGCUACCACGGCCACUCAGCCACCAUCUGGUCGCUGGGCGUCCUGCUCUACAACAUGGUCUGCGGGGACGUCCCCUUCGAGCAGGACGAGGACAUCAUCCGGGGGCAGCUCUUCUUCCGACGGCGGGUCUCUCUAGAGUGCCAACACCUCAUCAGGUGGUGUUUGUCCAUGCGCCCCUCGGACAGGCCGUCGUUGGAGGACAUUUUCAACCAUUCCUGGCUGCAGGACAUUCACCUGGAACCAGCAGAGAUCCACCUGCACAGUUUGAUCCAGGAGCCUAGCAAGUAACAGCUCCACGCAGCUCCUGGUCCUAAGAAGCAAAGAAAACCAGACUUUUUCAUCACGACCGUAGCACUGAGCAGGGAUGCUCAGGUGGGAACACGCCCAUCUUGUCCUGGAGCUGGGCUGGAGACCUGGUCUUCCAAGCUCUGGUGGCCACCAUCCACACCAGCUGCCCUGGACUCGAUCUGAAUGACCUUGUCUCAUUUGAGCUUUUGCCAGUAACUUUUGGCAGGGGGGAGUUUUAGUUCUGGUUUUGGAGGCUCUCAAGUGUCAUCUUGACCUGCUGAACUGGGGACAGCGAGAGGACCUGAGACCUGAUUGCAAGAAAAGCUUCAAUUUUUGAAAACUGAUUUUUGGGAGGUCAGGGCCUGUGGCUGAGUGACUGUCCCUUCUCACUGUCCCCGUGCUCGAGUGCCUUCUGUUUCCAUCUGGGCUGUGCUGGAGGAAAGACUUGACUUUUCCUACAGUGCUGCUUUUCUGAGACUCACCUGGGCCUAUAGUACCUUUUCCCUUUUCAAAAAGAAAGUGGGUCAGAAGAUGCUUGGGACCCAAGUGAGUGAUGCCUCGCCUCCUGUGCCUCCAUCCCAUGUGGAUUUUCUGGGAUUCUUUGCUUCUCUGUGCCCUCACGAAUGCACAAACAAUGCAAACCAACAGCUGUAAAUGUGUACAUAGCUCUACAGGAGCAAAGCUUGAUGUACAGUUGUGAAUAGUGAUAACAUUUUGCCUUUUUUCUGGUUUCCAGUUUUUGUUUUUAAUUUAUUUUCAUGAAUUCAUUGUUUGUUUUUUUGGUUUUUUUUUUUUUUAAAGGAAGAGUCCUAGCCGCUAGGAUAACUUAUUUAUUUAUUUAUAAUUCAUGUGGGUUUCCAACCCAUGCCUUGCUUCUACAGCUGCUGAUCCCGUGGUUUUCCAUUCGGGUCUUCCCUCCGUGUGUGUCCUGUGUCCACCCCCGGGCCCGUCGUGUUUCUGUCGGAUGUCUGGCGUAGGUGUGGAGUGGCUGCUGCUCCCCAGCUGUCUGUGUACAUACUUCUUCUGGGUGCUGUUGUUUCCUUGCCACGUGCAAAUAUCAGUUUGCAGAUGAGUUUUGGUUUUCCUCACGGGUGUUGUUUGGGGCUGGGGAAGGGGGGGGAGCUGGCCCGGGCUGUCUGCACUGUCCAGUCUGUACCUGUAACACGUGUGUAGCCGGCGGGGUUUGUUAAUAGUUGAUAUUGUACAGGGGAAUUGAGAAAUCUUAUUUUUUUUAUGCGGUUUUAAAUAAAAACUAAAACACUUGA
Messenger RNA from Manacus vitellinus (golden-collared manakin), 1640 nucleotides. RefSeq names its product Pim-1 proto-oncogene, serine/threonine kinase (gene PIM1). The record is from RefSeq and is a predicted model, not a curated record. NCBI's taxonomy places the organism in Eukaryota, Metazoa, Chordata, Aves, Passeriformes, Pipridae. Gene Ontology annotation, biological process: protein autophosphorylation. Gene Ontology annotation, cellular component: cytoplasm. Gene Ontology annotation, molecular function: ATP binding; protein serine/threonine kinase activity. The transcript has 2 exons. The coding region runs from base 1 to 375 and encodes 124 amino acids.